CAGACGCCGGAGUCGACGCCCCAGCCCGCGCCCCUCCGCUGCUUGGCUGUACAGCCGGCGGUUCUAGGAAGACGUCGCUUCCGGGAAGGGCUGGGACACAGAGGACAAAAGAUUAGGCGGCUCGCCCCGCCUCGCCCUCCCGGCCCGCCCCCUGCGCUCUCCCAGCCUGCGGGCGCCGCCGCCGCUCAGUUCCUGCCCGCCGUCUGUGCGCCCUGGUUGCCUGCCCUGCGAGCGCCACCUGCGCCCACUGGCUCUCUCCAGCCGCCGCCGUCCGGCCGAGCCCCAGCUCCCGAGCUGCCGCUGCUGCUGCCGGGACAUGGUCCUCUGCGUCCAGGGACUUUGUCCUUUGCUGGCUGUGGAGUGGAUCGAGCGGCGGCCCCUGUGGGCCCAGCCCCUGGAGCUGCCUGAGCCAGCUAUGCAGCCUUUGCCUGCUGGGGCCUUCCUGGAGGAAGUGGCAGAGGAGAUCCCGGCCCAGUCAGAGAGUGAGCCCAAGGUGCUGGACCCAGAGGAGGAUCUGCUGUGCAUAGCUAAGACCUUCUCCUACCUUCGCGAAUCCGGCUGGUACUGGGGUUCCAUUACGGCCAGCGAGGCCCGGCAGCACCUGCAGAAGAUGCCAGAGGGCACAUUUCUAGUGCGGGACAGCACCCACCCCAGCUACCUGUUCACGCUGUCUGUCAAAACCACCCGAGGCCCUACCAACGUGCGCAUUGAGUACGCCGACUCCAGCUUCCGCCUGGACUCCAACUGCCUGUCCAGGCCACGCAUCCUGGCCUUCCCAGAUGUGGUCAGCCUGGUGCAGCACUACGUGGCUUCCUGUGCUGCUGACACCCGGAGUGACAACCUUGACCCUGCCUCAACUCCGGCCCUGCCCGUCCCCAAGGAAGAUGCACCUGGUGACCCAGCGCUGCCUGCCCCUGCGGCCACUGCCGUGCACCUGAAACUGGUACAGCCCUUCGUGCGCAGGAGCAGCACCCGCAGCCUGCAGCACCUGUGCCGCCUGGUCAUCAACCGCCUGGUGGCCGACGCGGACUGCCUGCCGCUCCCCCGGCGCAUGGCCGACUACCUCCGACAGUACCCCUUUCAGCUCUGACCCGGCCAAGCAUCCUCCUCACCUCACCCAGCCAUCCCCUGGAGGGGACACUGGCCCCAGCUGGACUUGGGCUCUCACUAUCCUCCUCCAGUCAUCCUGGUACCCGCGUGCAUCUGGCAGCUGGACCAGGAGGAGUCAGCAGGAGCGAGGCCGGGGGUGUCACACAACUUAGAAGUCACGCCCCCUGCUCCCAUGUGGCUCCAUUGUGGUGAGCCACAUGUCAGAAGAGAGGGAGACAGGCAAGACCUCAUCUCACCCUAUGGGCCGAGCCCAGGCUCACUUGCCUGCUGUGGCCUCCCGAACUGUGUAGACUUUGCGAGCCCUGGUUUCCCAGUUCGCAGGAUGGGGCGGGCCCCCUCCUUCCAGCCCGCCUUUCUCAGGAAGGAUGGUGGCCAGAGGAACUGAGGUUGACAGUGACAGUCCGCUGGUGGGGGAGCAGACCGGGCUGGGGACUGCACAAUUACACAGUAUUUAUUUUAUUUAUUCUCCUUGGGUUAGUCUCAGGGUGAGCCAACCCCAGCUCUCCACCCUGAGCUCCGUGCUCCAGAGACGCCGGCUCUGCCCCAGCUUUUCUAGUUCCUCCCUCCAGAGAGCUCCAUCCUGAGACAGGUUGCUGGACCCAAGGCAGUUGUGGAUGUCCCAGCAUUGACCCCCCUAUCUGUGAAUGUGUUCACUCUCUUCUGCCCCAGCCCUGUUUUGGGAGGGUGAACAAAUGGACAAGAAAAUGGAGCCAAAGCGCCAGCGCCCGGCAGAGCCUGCCCCUCGCCUGCUGGCAGGGCAGAGCCCUAUCUGCACAGAGCUGGUCUCUCUGAGGCUCAGGCCUGCUUGAGCGCAUGUGCUGGGUCAGGAGGGCAUGCAAGGGCCGCUGCCCACUCUGCCAGGUCUGCUUUCUGCCCAGGAAGAUGCCUGCCAUGAGAAAGGAAAAGAAAUACAUAUCUGAUAAGAUUUUAUAAAAUAAUUAUUGUAAUCAAAAAAAAAAAAAAAAAAACAGCAGUUUGGUAGCCAUUUUCCUUCCACUGAUUUUCCUGUAAUGACAUUAAAAUCAUACCUUUUAUUUGUGGA
Messenger RNA from Pteropus alecto (black flying fox), 2152 nucleotides. RefSeq names its product cytokine inducible SH2 containing protein (gene CISH). Gene Ontology annotation, biological process: phosphatidylinositol phosphate biosynthetic process; intracellular signal transduction. The coding region runs from base 317 to 1090 and encodes 257 amino acids. Gene Ontology annotation, molecular function: 1-phosphatidylinositol-3-kinase regulator activity. NCBI's taxonomy places the organism in Eukaryota, Metazoa, Chordata, Mammalia, Chiroptera, Pteropodidae. The record is from RefSeq and is a predicted model, not a curated record. Gene Ontology annotation, cellular component: phosphatidylinositol 3-kinase complex. The transcript is spliced from 3 exons.